Messenger RNA from Stylophora pistillata, 5851 nucleotides. Its product is annotated as neuronal acetylcholine receptor subunit beta-3. Gene Ontology annotation, molecular function: transmembrane signaling receptor activity; acetylcholine-gated monoatomic cation-selective channel activity. Lineage: Eukaryota; Metazoa; Cnidaria; Anthozoa; Scleractinia; Pocilloporidae. Gene Ontology annotation, biological process: monoatomic ion transmembrane transport. Gene Ontology annotation, cellular component: postsynaptic membrane. The record is from RefSeq and is a predicted model, not a curated record.
CAGGGUAGCACGUAAUAGCCACAGGCUAAUAAACUUGUGGCCCUGAUUUAAUCAAUUAGUUACAAGUUAAAAAUAGAAUAACGCUUAAAAGUAUGACAAAAAACAUGCGAUUUUCAUAUAAAACUCGAUCACUAAAUAUGAUAAUGGUGUAAAAAUUGCUGGUCCCUAAAAAACUUACUCCACAUGUUAUGCUUAAAACAGGCUACAGAAUUCACUUUCCUAGUAGAUAAGGGUACAUUAUUCCAGAGUCUUGAAACUGAUACUGCAAAUGUGCGUCCACCCUCGGUGUCUCUUUUAUAUUUAGGGAAAAUAGCGUUGAAAUUAGCGUACCGUACCUUAAAGGGAGGGUUCACAUAAUAACAAAAGAUUUCUGACAAGAUUUCUGUUUUUGAACAUAUAAUUAUAGUCAUAAUACGAAUCGCCUCACUUAACUUUAGUGGAGACGGCUUUCAAGGGAGGAAAAGUUUCUCAAAGCAACAACAAGAAAAAAACUCUUCGACAGUUCAUCGUCCAGUAGAUAAAAGUAGAUACCCUGCGAGCAGAGCCUUUUCUUCUUUUCUCCUUCUUUCCUUCUUUUUAACCCUCCAGGACGGGUUAAAAAGGCUCUGCUCGCAGGGUAAAAAGUAGAUAAAAACCCUAGAAAAUUUCGAGUGACGCCCCCUCUUUGAUGAAUCCGACUGAACUAAGCUACGCAAAGAUUAAAAGUCUUUUGAGCGACAACAAUUUAAAAAAAAAACUUAGAAAAACGGAGGCUCUUCGCAGAAAAAGCCGCGAGUAGGUUAAAAUAAAGAAAAAAAAACGGAGGCGACUAAACAAUGAAACAGGGAAAAAAGAGUUUCAUUGGAGAAAUUGGAGAAGUUUUUCCGUCCGUGGAAAUGACUGACCAGAAAUUUGAGUGACUUAAAAUUAAAGGACAAAAUGAAAAAUGAACGAAAUUCACAGAACGGGCACGGACCAAGGAAACUGAGAAAGGGGCGGACAACGGAGAAGAGAGGGUUGCAUUGGAGAAAUAGGAGAAAUAUCUUCAUCUGUGAAAUGACGGGGUUAAGCCACGAAAACUCUAAGUGUCUUGAGGGACUUGAAAAGAAAACUUAAUAAAAAGCGAAUGCCCAGAAAGAGCCCCGUGCGAGGAAUAAAAGCUGGGGCGGCCAAACAUAACAAGGAGGAGAGAGUGAGGAAUAGUGAGUCGCUUUGGAGGAAUGGGACCAAGCUAAGCUUAACGUACAAGAAGCUGGGGAGACAUCCGGCAGAGUAUCGAGAAAGGUAAAAACCUCCACAAAGGCCAAGGUAUUAUUUGAAAUAAAAAUUUUCAGUAAAAAGGAUUCAGUAAGUAACGCAUCAGUUAGAAAUUGCAAAACUGCCUUAACUUACACGGAUAAUUCGCUUCAAGAGGAAAGAUAGCCUACUUAGUUUUAUGCAACUAGGAGUGCGUAGGCUCCUUUGAGAAACAUUCACUGAACUGCGCAAAAAUUUCGCUGCAAGAUUGUGACAUCUGUUCAGUAAGUCAUUGUUCUUGGUAUAUGGAAGUCAAAACAGUGAGGUUAAGUUGAAAAAUAACGAGCGAAUUCUUUCUUAAUAUCUGGCUCAGAAUAAAAAUGGUUUAAAACCUCAUCGAAAACCCUUCACUACGUCUUGUAAGUAGUGAAGAUCACGAAAAUCUCCAACUCGAAACGUAUGCGUUCAUAACUGGGUUAAUGUAAACAGAAGCUUCGUUAAUAAAUGCACAUCGGUGUGGAAAAUUAGUUUUCUCUAAUUAUUCCCAGCAAUAAACACCAGAAACCCCCGAGGAGUCUGUCAAAACAUUGCGGUUGUAUGUUGUGUAUUAGGUGUAGAUUUUAAUUUUCUCCCUCAUUGCGUCGAGAAACGAUUUAAGACUUUUCCAUUGAUUCUAUAGUCAACAAUCAAACAAAAUGAUGAAGGAAAAAUAGCGUAAGAUUAAAUUAAAACUAUCUCAAUCAUUACGUGAAACUUCUUGUAUCGAGUUCGGGUCACUGUUUAAUUGCGAGGGACCGACGCUGAAUUUUAACCACAAUACCAAUCAUUUAUUUUACGGUUACAGAGUAACCAAAUUUAAAUUGAGGACAGACAAAUUUGAAGAUUGUUUUACCAAUUUUGAAGUAGGCUGUUUGAAAAACAACCACGAAAAAUUCCGCAAUCAUGUCAAUUCGCUUUUCCGAAUCGGGCUCUCGCUAUUUCAACGUUAUUAGGUAAUUCCUUAGAGUGUCUACAGAAGAUUCGAGAAGACGCCCGCAGGAGUAAGAAAAGCCUACUAAGGCAAUUGAGACCGGUAAGUUAGCAUUUAACUGUCUAGUCUUUUCACUUUAAUUUCUCAGUUCUAUGAUAUUAACAAGUGUGAGUUGGAUAAACCGUUAAAUUGUUAAUUAGGUACUGGUUUUAAAACUCGCAGACUGCAAAAUGAAAACUGCUCUAUCGAAAAGUAUCGCUAUCAAAUCUGUGGACUCGAAGAUAAAAAUCAGUUACAAAAAAACAAGUUAUUAAAGUGUCAACAGCAUGGAUAAUUUGCUACUGUUAGGAAUUCCUACAAAAAAGAAGCUCUUUCUUAAAGAUUGGACAUCAUUUCAGUUCGAUUUUUUGUAAACAUAUGACUCAAGUCAGGAUUGACGAAAAAUACAAAAAAUGCAUUAAAAUUCAAAUUUGGUUAAUCUUUGCCACAUGGUGGUCGAUUUUUAUUUGGAACAAUGCUCGUAGUGUUUGCAAUCUCAGGAAAAUAGUGAUUAAAUUGCUAUAAAAUAAUUUUAACGCCAAACCCAAGCUUUUGGAGUAGUUUGAUCCACAUAAAUUACAAACAUUUUGUAAGCGUGGGGAUUUAUAUUCGUGCGUAAUAUGAUAAAUUUCUCCCACGCGAGCUCUCCAGGCAAUGUCAAGGAGGCCUCACGUAACAUUUAUCUGUAACUGCUUGCGAAGUUACUCGUCAUAGUACACUGCUGUUUGUGCAACGGUGAGCAUAUUUAUCAUCCUGGGGUUUUUCAAUUCACCUGUGUCUAAACUCACAAAAUAUCUUCAACUCACAUAUAUCUUGUUUUAUUGUAAAUGGGCACUAAGGAUGAUUCUGGCAUCGCAUACUAUUUGGGAAGAUUGAACUUCUCAUGAUCUACGUCACAGCCGAGGAAUACAAUGUUUACUAGGAUCAGAUGCUCGUGAGUUUACUUGUACUAGUUUACCUAAGAGUGAAUUGGUGAAAAAUUCAAUAAAUCGAGGUAAUUUCGUCUUUUAUUUCUCUGCCUUAGGUCGUCUCGUCAUACUACCGUUCAACACCAUUUUUAGAGACAAGCCGAAAGAAAAUUGUACUCUUGGUGUUGUUGAAUAUUCAGUAAUUCUCGGUAUCACUACACAAGAAUCGCUCGCAGCAAGAGGCAUAUGGCGUUUUUGGUAAAUUGCAUCGUGUUGGCUUGGAUAGUAACUGGAUGUCGCACAGAAGGCGCAAAUUCCGCUGCAGAACAAGAUUUGAUCAAUGACCUGCUAAAAGGGUACAACAAAGAUGCUCAUCCCAUACCAGAACAAAACAAGAGUCUAUACAUGGUCACGUUUGGUUUGGAAUUGGUCCAACUCGUUAACGUAGAUGAUAAAAAUCAGAUCAUCACAACAAACGUGUGGGUGCGACAGAAAUGGAGAAAUCUUCUCUUGACAUGGCGUCCGGACAAAUAUGGUGGUAUCAAACGAGUUCGUAUUGAUCCAAGUCUGCUUUGGAUUCCGGACAUCGUUCUCUACAACAGCGCAGACAGUGAGUUCAGCGGUGGACUUGAAAAGUACAAGACUCGUGUUAUUAUUGACUACAAUGGGACCAGUGCCUGGUACAGCCCAGCCUCGUUUCGAAGCACGUGUCCGAUUGACGUCACGUACUUCCCAUUUGACCAACAGACGUGCACGAUGAACUUUGGCUCCUGGACGUUUGAAGUGGUUGACCUUGAUAUCCACGCAGACAUGUCUCCACUUCAUUCCACGCAGUACGUGAAAAGCGCGGAAUGGGAUUUGCUUGGAGCUUCCAAGAAACGAAACGUCCAGUCAUACGCUUGCUGUGAUUAUCCUUUUUCCGAUGUUACCAUCGAGUUCGUGUUCAAACGGAAGCCUUUGUUUUACAUUUUUAAUCUGAUAGUUCCAUGUAUGAUAAUCGUGUCCAUGGUGCUGCUGGGUUUCUUCCUACCCCCUGAAUCUGGAGAGCGAAUAACUCUGAGUAUUACCGUGCUGUUAGCUAUGGCUGUGUUUCUGCAAUUAGGGGCAGAAAAUUUGCCAAGGAAUUCUGAGAGCGUACCGGUAAUGGGUAUAUUCUACAUCACAGUCAUGAUAGAGGUCGCCAGUUCUCUCAUCGCCACAUGUUACAUCUUGCACAUUCACCAUCGAAAUUCUGGGACGGCCGUGGUGCCUGUUCCCAGAUGGGUCAACGUGUAUAUCCUCGACAAGCUCGGAAAGUUUUUGGGCGUGAAGAAGCCUGUAACAGAGGACAAAUAUGACUUAUCAGCGGAGGUGGAUUUUAAGAGAAUCUCUAUGAUGAAAAAGGACUUGGACAAAAGGUUUGGUGGUACCAACAACCACGUUAAAACAAAGCUGCUGCAUGACACUCGCUCACGAGCUGCGACAAAAUCGACUUUAAAUUCACCAGAAGAGUUUUGCAUGACCUCCUCAACGAACUCCGUUACAAGCACAUGUCGAAAGAUGGACGCCCACCACGAGAAAAAUCACAACAAUGAUGGUGACUGCAACAGUGCCAAGACAGCACAGGGUGUCAUGGUGCUUGUAGACAGUUUGAAGCAUCGUCGGCAAAUCGAGAAGAAUCAGGAAGAAUGGAGACAUCUUGCUAUGGUCCUAGAUCGAUUAUUUUUCUGGAUUUUUGUAGCAGUAAUUUUAAUCUCUACCAUUGUUGUUCUUAGUAGAGGAGCUUAGAAUCAUUCAUCCAUUUUCUACCAUUUAAAUUUCUGUACACCCGAUUUUCCACACCCAAUUUUUAAUUUACCAUACUUUGAGUCGUUUUCUGCGACAAGCAAGCAUAUCUGCGGUAAAGUAGGUUCACAGAGAGCAAUUCAACUGAGUUUCGUGGAAUUAAAACCAAGGUUAUCAAAACAGCCAGUUAGGAGAAGGGUAGAAAAUUAUUAAGAGCCGAUAAGAACUCGAAGUAAAAGAAGCAAGCAGCUUAAAUAGCGAGAAAACGCUAAUGAGCAAGACGCAAUUUCUUUUUUCAGUUUUGUUUCUGAUUGCUGGAGAAAUCGGCACGUCGUGACUAGAUCAAUCAACGAGUUUAGCGGGGCAAAAACUACACAACUCCGGAUUCCUUUAGCCAAAAAUUUCCCUUUAGAAAUUUGUUCAGUGCUCGGAUUAACGUUUUGUAAAUACAACUGUUUACGUGAAUUGUACCGUAAAAAUGUCCAAGACAAAAAUGCUAAAAAAAAAAAAAACAAACAAAAGAAAAUGCCUUCAAAGUGAAGGAAACCCAUUAUUUAUAGGAUAGCAUAUUGAAAUAAGCAGAUUGAACCAAAAUGUAGCGAAGAUGCCAAGAUACAAAUGAAUUUUAAAAUACCAGCGCGAAAAAGGAUAGGCUGAUUUCUUCAAGAUUAUUUACAUACAGCGUGAGAGUUCUUAUAAGCUUUUCGCACACUGCUUUAUCACGGAUAUGGAAUUAAUAAACAUUCGCGCCGCUUCUUCCUAGUCAACGUACAAGGAAAACGUUCUUUGAAAUGGUUUCGUACCUUAAAGCUAUUAUAUGAUUUUUAUACGUUUAUAAAGUCUGCAAUCUGCACAAUUAGAGUGUCACUGAAAAAAAUUAGGAAUAAAAAAACCUAAAAGUUAUUAGAUAGUAUGAACUAAUUAUUACAGAAUCAGAAAGUCUAUUAAAACAUGA